AUGACAGCAGGCAAGAACAAGAGAGUUGUGAAGAAGGGUAAGGCCAAGAAGACCACUGAUCCAUUCGCAAAGAAGGAGUGGUUCGAUGUUUAUGCUCCACACCCAUUCAACAAGAAGAAGGCUGACCCAUUCACCAAGACCCCAAUCAAUAAAACCGCUGGUACCAAGAUCUCAACAGAAGCUUUGAAGGGAAGAGUCUUUGAAAUUUCAGCAGCUGACUUGAUGAACGAAGAGGAACAACAACAUCAACUUGUCAGAUUGGCCGUUGGUGAUGCCAAGAGCGAUACCAAGAAGGCAUUGACCGUUUUCAACGGUUUGAGAUACACCACUGAUAAACUCAGAUCAUUGGUCAAGAAGUGGCACACACUUAUCACAACCAGAAUCAACGUCAAGACUGCUGAUGGAUUCCAAAUGAGAGUUUUCGCUUUGGGUAUUACCAAGAGAAGACAAUUGCAAAUCGCAAAGAGAACCUAUGCAUACAAGUCUCAAGUCUUGAGAAUCACCGCAAGAAUGAAGGACAUCAUUAACAAGAAGGCCACUUCUUCACCAGUUAAUGACUUUGUUGAAAAGGUUGUCAACGGAUCAUUGGGUAAGGAAAUUGAAAAGUCUUGUGCUUCCAUCUUCCCAUUGAAGGAUGUCUGUAUCUGCAAGAUUAAGGUUACCAAGACUCCAAAGGAUCUUGCUUCCGCUCUCCAUUAA
Naegleria lovaniensis is the source of this 699-nucleotide messenger RNA. RefSeq lists its product as uncharacterized. Gene Ontology annotation, cellular component: ribosome; cytosol. Gene Ontology annotation, molecular function: structural constituent of ribosome. Bases 1 to 699 code for a protein of 232 amino acids. Gene Ontology annotation, biological process: translation. The transcript has a single exon. Lineage: Eukaryota; Heterolobosea; Eutetramitea; Acrasida; Naegleriidae. The record is from RefSeq and is a predicted model, not a curated record.